Trachymyrmex cornetzi is the source of this 882-nucleotide messenger RNA. RefSeq lists its product as uncharacterized. The coding region runs from base 1 to 882 and encodes 293 amino acids. Gene Ontology annotation, biological process: sensory perception of smell; detection of chemical stimulus involved in sensory perception of smell. Gene Ontology annotation, cellular component: plasma membrane. Gene Ontology annotation, molecular function: olfactory receptor activity; odorant binding. The record is from RefSeq and is a predicted model, not a curated record. The transcript has 3 exons. Lineage: Eukaryota; Metazoa; Arthropoda; Insecta; Hymenoptera; Formicidae.
AUGUUGCCAAGCAUGAAGACAAAUUGGGAGAGUGGCAUGAACUAUGGCUUCUCAGUAAUAAGGAUGAUGAUGUGGAUAGUCGGUGUAUGGCCUUUGCAAUGGAACGAUAUAGUUUGCACAUUUCGUUGGAUUGUUAUAUUCAUUGUGGAGGUCGUAACUAUCGGUAAUGAGACAGUAACUUUGUGGAAUUUUAUCAUUCCAUCAUCAUGUCUAUUCAGAGGGAUUUCAUAUUCUACAUACAAAACACUUUUUCUCAUGCAAAUAUUACAAGUAUCUAUAGUCUAUAUAGGACAAUGUGCAAAUGAUAAUUUCUUCUUUGCUAUUACCAUGCAUCUUUGUGGUCAACUAGAGCUCUUGAGAAUUCGCUUUGUUGAACUUGUUGAAAAAAAUACCGAUGAGAGAACACAUUAUCGCAACGUAUUAGGAUCUUGGGUCAGAAGACAUUACAAAUUGAUAAUACUGACCAGAAAUAUCGAAGACACCUUUAAUCUCAUUAUUUUAUUUCGUUUAACAAUAACUACCAUUGUUAUUGCUGUUUCAGGAAUGCGUAUAAUUAUGUCCAUUAAGAAUCACGAUUAUACUAAUGUAUUAAAGAGUAUGUUAUCCGCCCAGUUGUUUAUUGUACAAUCAUUUUUGUUUACGCAUGCCGGUGAAACUUUACGGAAACAAAGCGAAUCGAUUUUUUCGGCUAUAUAUAGCACAACGUGGCAUAACAUGCCGCCCUCUAUAAUAAAGGAUUUCAUACUUAUUAUGAUGAGGACGAAGAUCCCUUUUCAGCUUACUGCUGGAAAGUUUUUUUAUGUUACUCGAAGGACUACGACAGAUAUUCUAAAAACUGCUUUGACUUACAUAUCGUUUUUACGAGUAACAAUGGAAGAAUAG